AUGACUUUCCGACUGAAAAAAAUUGAGUGGAGAGAGUUAGGGAUUGGCCGAGAGGCAUUGCGCCAGGCUGCAGCGCCAGCAACGAAGAGUGUCGACUUGGACGAACCUCUGCCAGAGGCGACCAUGAAGUCUCUCAACCAGGAUUGGGCUCGCCGGUACAAUUUGCAGCUGGAUCCGUCUUUGGAGCCCUGUGAGGCCCUCCGGUCCCGGCUGUACCGAGAGUUUAGGAAAGGCCAGCUCACGGUCAUUGAGGCUCGCAAAGUCAAGAGCAUUAUCACAGUGGCCCAGCCCAAGACCCAAGGGUCGGUUACUUUGGGAGACAACCUCCACUUGGAAUUUGAGAAGGAGGAGGGUAUCCCGAUCAAGAGCUGUGUGGAAUAUUACCUGCAGAUGCGGGUGCUUGCUCAUGCUUUGGCAUGGGCGGGCAACUACCAGGUGGAUUAUGAAGGCGGGCGAUACUGGAUGAUGGACCUUUCCACCGUGCUGGGCUAUGUGGAUGUCGCCUUGCGUAAUUGUAUCGAAUUCGCAGGUGGAUCCAUGUUGUGGCUGCAACGAAACGACGUGUUGACGCGGGGCAAGCUGGCGACCUACGUCAACAGAGGCAUGCCAGGUUCUGUGGCCAUGAAACAGGCCUUGCACGAGACGCACUUGGAGUGGCGGUCUCCCUUGGCUGCCCCGCUGGUGGUGUCCUCUGGGUCUGGGUCCCCAGGGACCACCAAGCGGAAGCAAGAGAGCAGCCCUCUGCCUGGGGGCGAGGCACCGACCAAGCGGCCGCGCACCUUGAAGGCAGAUCGGUGGGCCACAGUGAGCAUGAUCAAGGGCGGCAAGCGAUUGUGCAAGCCGUACAACGACGGCAGGGGGUGCAGCAACUCGCAGUGUGAUCAGAUGCAUGCCUGCGAUGUGAAACUGCCCAACGGAAAGCCCUGCUUGAGUCGGGCCCACACCAGGGUGGCGGAGCAGAUCAUGCCGCAGGUGGUAGCUGUGGACGCAGUGGAAACUGUGACAGGGGCCAUGUUCCGUCCGUUUCUGCAACGUCGACAAGUCAGAGGCAUCAUUUUAGGCGGAGGUUCCCCCUGCCAGGGCAACUCUAUUUUGAACACUGGCCGAAAAGGUUUGGCUGAUACCCGAAGUCAACAACCUCAAGAGUUGGUACGCAUCCGCCAGGAGUUGCAAGACCUUCCAGAAUGUGCAACCCUGGAGAUCGUCACGUUUUUGGAGAACGUGGCCUCUAUGCCCCGCGAAGUCAUGGACCAGUAUACAGCAUGGAUGGGCUUCCCACCUAUCCUCAUUGAUGCGGGUGCUUGCGGAUGGGUGCAACGGCGUCGGCUGCUGUGGUUAGGCCAGGGUCGCUGCGGGGUGUCACCUCGUUGCACCCCCCCUGACGGCUGGGUAUGGGUCGAGUCUGGGACCGAUCCCCCCGAGCUGCGCUGGGAGGGACCCAAGCCAAUCCCGGCCAAGGUUCAUUUUGAUCAGAGUUUUGGCCCCCUUUUUGAUGCUGCGGAAGUAGUUAAGGCUGCGGGACAAGGUGCUAUGCAUCCGUUCACCAGGGAGUUUUGGCACCCCUGUGAUCGGGUCAAGCUGGUUCCGCCAGAGGCGGCUGCUAGAUUCUAUCAAGAUGAGAGGCGGUUCCCCCCGUCGGCCUAUACAGCAGAGAGUUUGCUUUGGCGCAGGGAUGAGUGGCGUCAGCCGGGGCCUGAGGAGCGCGCCCAGAUGAUGGGGUUUCCUGCGCAGUGCCUUCAGGCCGCCCAGGGACCAGCGGCGGUGCGUCGCCAACGCCAAAACAGUAUGCUUGGCAACGGUUUCCACCUACCGAUGAUUGUGGCACUUUUCUGCUUGCUGCCAGGUGUGUUGAGUAUGAAGGUCCCGCGACCGGUGUUUGACCUCGCGGAGCGCAAAUUGCAGGAGCGUUUGGCGGGCACGGUAUGGGAACCAGGCCGCUUGCAGGUGUUCCCUGGUUUGCUUUCUAGCGACCAGGUGGUGCAAUCCAUGCAGCGGACAGUAUUCGGAUCCUUGCCAAUCUCUGCAAAUGUGUGGCAGUUGACCGCCACCCGGUUGGCUCCCUUGCCAGUGUGGCACCUGCAAGCCUUUACUGCGUGGGCAGUCGGCCGAGGAUUGACCGGGCAACGCUACCCGGGCAAUUCUCGGAAGGGCUUGGACCAUUUGCUGCCGCCAGGCGUAGGCAAGGAGGAGCAUAUCAAACAGGUAUUUCGACAGGUCUGCACAGCGCUGCUACCGUUGGAUGAGGAGUUGCGCAAAUUCAUGGUGCACAGUGCAGUGAAAGUGGCCGCUGAAAAAAGGCCCGCCGUUUUGGCGUUUUUGACUGUGAUCCUGCGAUGGCCCGACUUGCAGCAACCUUUGCAGAUGUUGCAGGGCUAUCCUAUUGUCGGGGCACUGGAGCCUAGUGGAGUCUUCCGAUCCAUUCCUGCUCGUGAAGCCUUGCCAAAAGAGGAAUGGUUGGGGGAUGCAGCUGUGGCAGCUGUGGAGAGGAUUGAGAGCUCUCGCCCUCCGCGGUUUGCCGAGCGCAUCUAUGCUGCCACAGUUCUUGAGCAACAAAAGCAAUUUUGCUCGCCUUUCCUUACCAAGCGCUGCAUGGAUGAGCGUUUUGGCAAAGGACAGUGGCGACCGCUGCAACGUUUCUUGAUUGUGCAGCCGGAUGGAAAGGAAAGAGUCAUUGACAAUGCACGUAAGACUCUCCACAAUAGUUCGACGGCGAUGAUGGAAACGAUUUACACAGUGCACUUGGACUUCAUCCCGGCCGUUAUCAAGCAACUGGCGCACCGGCUUCAGGUGACUAGUCCAGGGGAUUGGAGUGUCUUCCACCCCUGGGCGCAUUUCCGCCUGGGUACGGAUGAUCUGCCGGAUGCAUAUCGUGGUCUGCCCGUGUGUCCAGAACAUUUGCCAUACUCUGCUGUGGCAGUCUGGGUACCCCAGCAGGGAUGGCGUUACACUAUCUUGUGGGGGCUGGCCUUUGGACUCGAAAGUGCUGUAGUCUCAUUCAACCGACUGCCUCAGCUUGGCAUUGCCGCUACCAGAAGAUGCCUCUAUGGUCUUGCAGCAGCCUAUUUUGAUGAUGAGUUGGCCGUUGAAGUGGUGGCAGCAGCUGACAUUUCACAACAAGCCUUGCGGCUCUUGUUUACUAGUAUUGGCGCUCCGCCCCAGAAGGCCAAGGGAUUUGCUCCGUCACCAGAUCGCCACUACCUGGGAGCCGCGAUUCACUUGGGCUCCGUGAUGACAACGGGUUGUGUCCGUAUCCAGCCAAAAUUCGCGACGGUGGCCAAAGUUGCCGGUCGUCUCCGAGUGGCCAUUGCCAACCGUUGUCUUACCAAAGAGGAAGCUGGCAAGCUCCGGGGCGACAUCACUUGGAUGUUUUCUUUGGCGGCGGGUCAUAUGGGCCGUAUCGCCCAACCUGUUCUGGCCAAGUGCAGCAGUGAUGGCCCGACACCAAUGGAUGAUGAAGAUGUUGUUACCUUGCAGGUGCUGCUACGCAUUGUCCUGGACUGUCAGCCUCGCGACGUCCAGGUGUGCGGUGUGGAUAAGGUGCCUUUGGUUAUCUACUCAGAUGCCUCUUUUGAGCAGGGAGUCCUACGCCUGGGGUGGGUAGUGAUGUGUCCGGGUACCUCCUACCAACCUCAGGGGGGGACCUGUGAGGUGCCACCAGAGGUCAUAGAUAGCUGGGUGCCUCGUCGCCAGCAGAUUUACCCAGGCGAGGCCAUUGUGGCCCUGGUCAUUCCGGCUCUCUUGCCUGACCUACUACGAGGCCAGGAUCUCCUGUGGUUCGUCGACAAUGAGAGCGCGACCAGCACUUUGAUCCGCUGUGUCUCAUCUCAGUGUGAUGUCCACGAGAUAGCACAGUUCUCGCACUAUCUGCUGAACAGUUUGGACGCCCGGGCGUGGUUUGAAUGGAUUGACUCCGAGUCUAAUCCUAGUGAUGGGCUGAGCAGAUUAGGAUUAGCAGAUGAGUGGACACAAGCCCAGGGCUGGUCCCUCACCUCUUACACUUUUCCUCCUGGCCUCAGCCGCGGAGAAUUUCUUCAGUCCCUUCAGGUUAGCGUGGUUUAG
Cladocopium goreaui is the source of this 4059-nucleotide messenger RNA. NCBI's taxonomy places the organism in Eukaryota, Dinophyceae, Suessiales, Symbiodiniaceae. The record is from the annotation of a GenBank genome assembly.